Molecule: messenger RNA, 5286 nt
Organism: Pectinophora gossypiella (pink bollworm)
Lineage: Eukaryota; Metazoa; Arthropoda; Insecta; Lepidoptera; Gelechiidae
Exons: 16
Coding region: 213-3143 (976 amino acids)
Biological process (GO): regulation of transcription by RNA polymerase II
Cellular component (GO): chromosome
Molecular function (GO): chromatin insulator sequence binding
Source: RefSeq, a predicted model, not a curated record
AAUUAAAGAAUUAAUUACAUUUGAUAACGUAUAAAAUUAUAUUGAUAACGUCGAAUAAAUAUUUUUAGUGGUUUCCAAAUAAUAUAAUGUGUUUGAUAAAAUAGUGCAGUUUUAACCUUGACUUGCACAGCUGCUGUCAAGUAACAUAACCAAGAUUUGACAACGAUGAAAUUAAACAUAGUUUCGGUUCUAAAUUCUUCAAUAUCUUCAUCAUGAGGAACGUGGAUGCACAUCUAUUGGAGGAUAAGAUGGACGAGGCUGUGACACACUAUAUUAAUUCCCACCAAACAGGCGAGGCAGUACAUGUUGAUACCAAUGCCCUGUCACUCAAUGUUCAAGAUGAAAAUGGCAGGGUGGUUACCAUCAUGCAAGGCCAGGGAUUCGCCUCACAGAUGAGCAGACAAGUAUCAGUGGGCGAGCAAGUGGAGGGGGGACCGUGGAAUGAGGAGCUUCUCGACCCGGAGAUGAGGUUAGCUGCCCUGGUGGCACACCUCGCGCACCAGUCGCGGGCGUCGCAUCAUCAGCCGCCUUCACAUCAUAAGGUGUCUUCGGUAAGGGAUGUAGAUUCUUCAGUCAUCUUGGACACUCCAUUGAGGCUGUUUAAUGGACAGGCAAUGGAUUCACAAUCAGAAUCGAUUGUGGUGCAAGUGCCUUCGUUACCGCCCCUGCCGCCACUGCAAGAGAUGAAGAGAUGUCAGGAAACCGACUGGUUUAAUAAUAAGAAUAAAAAUACGCUUAAGGAGGAUAGCGAACUACUGACAGAGUCGGACGGUCCGAUGAUGGAGCUGAGUGCGGGCGCGUCUCCUGCGCAGAACAAACAGAACAAGAAGAGUCUGCCACACAAGAAGCGCAUCUCGCGCAAGUUGAAACGCAACAAUGGCGGCAGUACUCCCCAACAGGGCAUUGUUGUUAUAAACUACAAUGAAGAGGUGCAACAAGAAGAAAUAUUGCCGGAUAACUUCGUGACGGGGGUGCAGCAUCAGGAACAUUUGACGGAGGAAACCCAUCAUAUCACACAAGAAGUACGUCCGAUCCUGCUCUGUCAACUAUGCGGAGAGUUCUACGGCGAGGAUCAACUGAAGUUCUACCAACAUCUGAAGCAACAUUACGAGCCACAUUCCACCAUCAUCAUUGAGAAUCCUGUCUCAGACCUUACCAUAGAUAAGAUGACCAAUACGUGCAUAGUGGACAACGGUGCAGCGCUUCCAGACUCAAUAGUGGAGUUGUCUUUAGAGAACACGGUGCCAAAGACUACGUAUCAACCCAUAGACAAACAUAUCUUAUACACUUCCAGUGAUAAAACUUUAUACACUAAUAAGGUGCAAUAUUCAAUGGCGAGUAUGGACAAAGAACCAGUGGUGCCUACGUCAGAGGCCGAGAAGACUGAUCUAUACGAUACUUUAGAUAAGCUCGAGCUGUACAGCUGUGUUAAAUGCAACAAGUCCUUCAGGAAACAGAAACAGUGUGAGGCUCAUAUUAAGGAAGCUCAUUCUAAUUCUAAGUUGGACGACAUGGGUGAGUUCAGUGAGCCGGAGGACUUAAUGGAGGGUAUCCACGUGGCGGUGGAGGAGGGCACGGAGCAAUACGAGUCCACCUUCCUGCCACACCUCACCGUGGAGAACGGACAAGUGCAUCAGGAGCAUGUUCGACACUGGUACAUGCGAAACGGAUCAGCCAGUGGAGCGGCGGGGCUCGCGGCGUGCGGCGCGGACGGCGCUUACUGCCCCGUGUGCCCCGCGCCGCCGCGCCCGCCGCCUGAACCGCAUAAUAACCUCAAAGAGGAAGUCCUUCAAAGGAUACUAGACUCGGAAGUGCCCACGGACCAGAACUUCUCUGAAAACAUCAUACAGGAGAGUGAAGUGCCUCCUGAGCCAGAACCUCCGAAUGAAAAUAAUGAUGAUAAGCCAAGCGAGUCAUCAGAUAAUAAGAAGAAGUCAAAGAAAUGUGAAUGUCCGCAAUGUGGCCGGGUGUUUUAUCAUAGAAACAGUUUGCUGUACCAUGUGCUGUCGCAUAGAGGCAAGCAGCACGAAUGCCGAGAGUGCGGCAAGGGAUUCUACACGGCUAAUGCUUUGAAGAUCCACAAGCGGGUGCACAACGGGGACAGGCCGUACAAAUGUGAGGAGUGCGGCCGGGAGUUCCGACAGUGGAGCGAUCUCAAAUAUCACAAAGUUUCACUUCAUUCUAACCAGAAACACUUCAAAUGCGAGUAUUGCGGUAAGGAAUUCGCUCGGAAAUAUUCGCUGAGCGUCCAUCGCCGCAUCCACACCGGCGAGAGGAACUACAAGUGUGAUUACUGCAACAAGACCUUCCGUGCCUCCUCCUACCGCCUCAGCCAUAUGCGCACGCAUACAGGCGACCGACCGUAUAAAUGUACGAUAUGCGAGAAAGGUUUCCGCGUGGGAGCCGACUUGCGUCGUCACAUGCUCACUCACGAGAAAAUACGCAACCGGUUCGAUGAACAAAAGACAGGCAAAUUGAAAGAGGACAAGCAUUCUCCUCUUAAGGAGCCUAAAGUCGAGCCAAAGGAGGAUGAUACCGAAAAAGCGGCGGCUAAUGUAAAGAAAAUUGCCGUCGCGUCCACCACUAGGCCGCCUUUACCGAAAGUUCUAGAAAAGAAACAAAGGCCCACAAGAAAGGCCCCGAUUAAAAAGGGAGGAGCUCCUAACGUAACCGUCACACAGAGUAGAAACAGCGAGCAGUUCAAGAUGAACACAGAGUACGCAAACAACGUCGAAGUGUACGACACGCGACAAGAUUACAGCAAGUUCAAAGAAGUGUAUUCUGAUGCUAACGUUGAAAUUGUAGAAUACAGCAAAGACAAUUCCUACAAAAAUAAAGAGUAUAGUGAACAAAUAAUAAAUUAUAAGGGUACCGAGCAAGUGCGUGACUUCGCGACGCUUCGACCAAUGUACAGAAAUAAUAUAUGCGAAGAAAGCGAAAAACCAGUAUAUAGUAGGACUGAGAAUACUGACGGAAAGAUGCAGGUGUUUACACAUGUAGAAAAAAGUGAAGCUUUGACAAAUUCAGUGGCGCUAGGUGAUAUAAGGAAUCUAGAACGAGAACGUGGUGAGUUGCACGGGGAGGCGAUAGAAAACGGGUUUUUAGAAAAUUUGACUGCAUUAUACAAUAUACCGGCCGUAUGAAAAAAGUUUUACAAUGCUACGUAUAGUAGUAGACGUUAGAUCAAUAGACAAUACAGCGUUUUAAAGACUGUUUAUAGAAUUUAAAAAUGAAUGCGUCUCCAACAAGUGAGGACCAAAAUAUAGUCAAAUUAAUUUUUCAAAAUAUUGAGUGCUACGAUUUUUUAUUUGCCAGGUGCAUAAUUUUCUAAUAAAUGUUUUAAUAGAUUGUGUACACCUUUUUAAGUGCUCGUAAUUUUAAACCACAUUUUUUGUCUGAAUUCUAUCUCAGAUAUUAUGUAACCCGAACGAGUAUAUCUAUAAAUCUAAGACGUGCUAUUAGUUAACACGUUGAUUGAAUAAUAAUUGACCAAUACAUACCAAAUAACUAUACCAUAUAGUCUACUAUAUUUUGAAAUUCCAUUUGUUCCAUCGACUUCGCUCUCUAAAAUUCUUGCUGUAACAUUCGAAUUAAAAAAAAUUAAAAACAUUCACAAACACUCUUAAAUAGAGAUUGAUGGAAUAUUCUAAACUCAAUAAAAUAAUAUAAUUUCCGAGUUGAUACCGACGGACCAAUUUAAAUUUGUUUAUUUUGACGUCACAACAAAUUCUAGCGUUUUUCACUUACGGUUAGUUCAAGACAGAAAUAUUUUAGAACUCUACUAAAGUUAAUUUCUGUCCAUCAGUAAUCUGAUUACUGAGAUAUUAAAGAGAUGUUAAAUCUCAGCAUAUAUGUUGCCAACUGGUGAGCGAUAUUAAUUCUCAGUCAAGCGCGAUUUUUACGAGCGAUGCCUUGCCAUAUUCUUCCGUCUAAACGAAGCAUCUAAAGUCUACAAGUGUAAUUAAUAGACAAAUUAGUACUGCUGAAAGUUAAACUUUAAACAAUUGUGCCAAUUAAAGUAAAUAACUAAUCCAUCGUUAUUUACUUAAGAAAUAAAAUAAAACGGACAUAUAAAUAUUGUAUAUAAGUAAUUAUUACUCGUACCUUGUACUUAGAAUUCGAAAAUAAAUACUUCUAUAUUUGUAAAUAUAAAAAAAUUAUCUGUAUAAACCUAUCAUUCAAUUCGAUAACUAAGUUGUUUACCGAAAUGUACAGGUAUUACCGAUAUUUUAUAAGGGUGAUUCUUUAAGUUCAAAUUGUUCGUGGAUUUCUCUGGUUACAGGUCUGUAACAAAUUAUCAAAAUAAUUGGGUACUUACCUUAACAACUAGUGUUACUAUCCUUACAUUUAUAAUAUAAUAAAAUCUUCGUACCUAUUUAGAAAAUACUGCCAGGGAUAUCAAAAAACAAUUAAGAGCUUGAAAAACCAUCCGUCAAUUUCCUCUAAGUAUUAUUAAUUAUCAAUCACACUAAUGUAAAUAUUCUAGGUUUAAAAUAAGUUCUAUUAUAGUUCGCUAGAAUUUUAUACUGUUUGAGUGGUGUCAUGGUGUAAUAUAAAUCAAAUUAGUAUAUUCAGUGGACCAGCUCGUACGAUAUCACUGAGAAGAUAAUAACUUCUAGCGAAUUAACAAUAGUACUUCAUAAUAUUUGUUAUUUAAAAAGGUGAGUUGUCACGAGUAAGGUAUAUCGAUCUCUUCGCCUUAGUCUUUGAUAUUCCACUACUAUACUCAUUGCAGCGCAAUGGGCUGGGUUACUGCCCAUGAACCAUAAACCAUGGUCUGAACCAUCCCCCUCAGUAUUCGUUACGGCGCCACUAACACCCAUACGUACUCGUAUGGCUACCUGUACGUACUUGUACGGAGUGUAAGUGACAACGAACGAAUAGUGAGGGGGAUUAUUCUGAAUUAAUAUCAAGUGUAUUUUUCCAUCGCAAAAGUAUAGAAUUGAAAAUAAUUUAAUAAAAUAAAGACAUGAAUUUUGCAACGGAAAAUUCCAUUUGAUAUUAAUUAACUCAGAAUCAUGAGUUGAAACAUUCCCCAUAGUAUUCGUUACGAUGUCACUUAUACGCCGUAUAAAAAAUAAACUUGUUAUAGUGUAACUCGUAGACUGCAACUUCCAAAUUAGGUACCUAAUUUAUUAUUUUGAAGACUAGAUUAUUUAAGGUUACAGUAGGUAUAUGUAACGUUGCACAUUUUCUGUAUAAGUUAUAUACUAUUGUACAUAAUGAUUUAAUUUAUCGUAAAUUAAAAGUCGAGAAAAGGAAUAAAAGUUUUGUUUAUAAGGUGAA